CUCUCCUUCUUUACUCCCCUCACUACGACACUUGAAAAUUAUCGAAGCUUCAUCUCGGCCUCUCCUCAACGAUAAGCGAUAUCUCGAUUCCCCACCACAAUCUCUCCCUUUUUAAAAAGCCCCCGUUCUUUCUCUCUCUCCCUCGCUAAACUCAAACCCUUAUCGAACUCCGCCAUGGCCUCCGCCGCGGGCUCCGCCGCUGACCCCCGCCUCUCCCUCCACGUCGCCUCCAAGAUCCACGCUGUGUCUGCUAAGUUUGGCAAAGGGCCGAGGGGAGUUGCGUCGAUGGCGAAGAAGAGUGUCGGGGAUCUCACUGCCGCUGAUCUUAAGGGGAAGAAGGUUUUCGUUAGGGCUGAUCUUAAUGUGCCUCUUGAUGAUAACCAGAACAUCACUGAUGAUACUAGGAUUCGAGCAGCGGUGCCGACGAUUAAGCAUUUGAUGAGCAAUGGGGCUAAAGUCAUCCUUUCUAGUCACUUGGGACGCCCAAAGGGUGUUACCCCAAAGUUCAGCUUGGCUCCUCUGGUUCCUAGAUUAUCUGAACUCCUCGGCAUCACGGUUGAAAAAGCAGAUGACUGUAUUGGUCCAGAGGUUGAGCAGAAAGUUGCUGCACUUCCAGAAGGUGGUGUACUUCUUCUAGAAAAUGUAAGGUUCUACAAGGAGGAAGAGAAGAAUGAUCCAGAAUUUGCGAAGAAACUUGCAUCACUUGCUGAUCUUUAUGUUAAUGAUGCAUUUGGAACUGCUCACAGAGCACAUGCAUCUACUGAGGGAGUAACAAAGUUCUUGAAGCCAUCAGUUGCUGGUUUUCUUCUUCAGAAGGAGCUUGAUUACCUUGUUGGAGCUGUCUCAAGCCCCAAGAGGCCAUUUGCUGCAAUUGUGGGAGGUUCUAAGGUGUCCUCCAAGAUAGGAGUGAUCGAGUCACUAUUGGAGAAGUGUGACAUCCUUCUUCUCGGUGGUGGAAUGAUAUUCACCUUUUACAAGGCACAAGGCCUCUCUGUUGGUUCUUCACUAGUGGAGGAGGACAAACUCGAGCUUGCAACUUCACUUCUUUCUAAGGCCAAGGCCAAGGGGGUUUCUCUCUUGCUGCCAACUGAUGUAAUUAUUGCUGAUAAGUUUGCACCUGAUGCAAACAGCAAGGUCGUGCCAGCAUCUGCAAUACCCGAUGGUUGGAUGGGACUGGAUAUUGGACCAGAUUCAGUUAAAACAUUCAAUGAGGCAUUGGAAACAACCAAGACAGUUAUUUGGAAUGGCCCUAUGGGAGUGUUCGAAUUUGACAAGUUUGCAGUUGGAACUGAGUCCAUAGCAAAGAAAUUGGCAGAGCUCAGUGGAAAAGGCGUGACAACAAUCAUCGGAGGGGGAGACUCAGUUGCUGCAGUGGAGAAGGUUGGAGUAGCUGAUGUGAUGAGCCACAUAUCCACCGGAGGUGGUGCCAGCUUGGAACUUUUGGAAGGAAAAGAGCUCCCAGGAGUUCUUGCCCUAGAUGAAGCUGUGGCUGUACCUGCAUGAGGAUAAAAAUUUUACACCCGAACUUUCUAUCUCUUGCCAUUCUUGUGUUUGUUGUACUUCUAGUGAAAACUAGGAACCAUUGUAAGAAUUCUUGUUUAGAAACCUCGUUUGGUCAAUUUGAGAGAAUUGUUUCUUUCGAUAGAUCACAUUUCUUGUAUUUUGGUGUUAAUCCAUAUCGACAAGUUGUCGUUUGCAUCAUGCAAAUAAGAGCAAGUGCAUGUUUCAGGGUAUAUGCUAUUGUAUUAUAUCUAGACAUUGGGUUGUUCUUGGCAUCAUGCAAAUAAGAAUAAGUGCACGUUUCAGGGCUUAUGUUA
This is a messenger RNA of Asparagus officinalis (garden asparagus), 1817 nucleotides long. Its product is annotated as phosphoglycerate kinase, chloroplastic. The record is from RefSeq and is a predicted model, not a curated record. Bases 175 to 1503 code for a protein of 442 amino acids. Gene Ontology annotation, cellular component: cytosol. Gene Ontology annotation, biological process: gluconeogenesis; glycolytic process. Gene Ontology annotation, molecular function: ADP binding; phosphoglycerate kinase activity; ATP binding. The transcript is spliced from 6 exons. Lineage: Eukaryota; Viridiplantae; Streptophyta; Magnoliopsida; Asparagales; Asparagaceae.